Fusarium redolens is the source of this 1254-nucleotide messenger RNA. RefSeq lists its product as uncharacterized. The record is from RefSeq and is a predicted model, not a curated record. The coding region runs from base 1 to 1254 and encodes 417 amino acids. The transcript has 4 exons. NCBI's taxonomy places the organism in Eukaryota, Fungi, Ascomycota, Sordariomycetes, Hypocreales, Nectriaceae.
AUGGGUCAAGAUGAAGUCGGUUUGGAGGUCAUCCCUCCUCCUCCGGGCUACUCAACCUCAAAUCAACAUGAGAAUUUUGUUAUGCCAACGUCUUUCACCAUCCACAAAAAAGGCGAUUCUGAGGUGAAAUUCAACAUACGGGGCAACACUGGCAGCACACCACUGUCAAUCGCAUGCACAUACAAAAACACGGAAGACGAUUUUGAGGCCAGAGUCAACCUUCUCCCACGAAAAGAUGAAAACGCCUCGCCUUUGGCAACAGUCACGUACUCUCGUCACAGUGCCGAGCUAGAAUUCACCAACACAUCUCCUCCUUCACAUAUAACAAUGUACUAUCGUCUUCUAGGCGAUAGAAACGCAACACAUACUUUCAACGUCAACACCCCGCAGCGAACAGGUUUUGAGUGGAGGAAUCUUGGUGAUGGUGAAGGAUGGAAGUUAUACAUAGGUUCGAAGCCUGAAGUUCUUGCGAUAGGUGCGCUGAAUAUGGGGUCUGAUAAGCCUACGCGAUUUGAAUUUACGGACGUACAGAUGGCGAAACAUGAGGUGGACUCUGACCAGCUUAAAAAGAGAGUCAAAGAGUUGGAGGCCGAGAACCGCAAUUUUAGAGCCUUGUUUGAAAGUUUAAAAGAACCAGAUGCUGGGACGAGUCAGGAGAUACUGGAGAGGAUUCAGGCUGGCGAUGAGUUGCAAACAGUUGUCAAAGAUGCCCGCGGCUUGUUAGGCAAGCGGAAGAGAUCACCAGGACCGACUACGAUGUCGAGUCAGCGACCUUCAGAUUGGACGACAUGCCGGGGUAUUUCACCCAGGAACCCGAAUACUUCUCCUACCGCAGUCAACCCUGUCGUAUUACCUUUGCAAGCUUCGACACGUUCCUUACCGCCUACUCCUCUGGCAUCGCCCCCCAUUCAUACUGUCUUGCUCAACGAAGCCAGGGCAAAGGAAUACUGUGAUCCUCGUCUCAACGACCUAUCCGUCUCAUAUUUGACCCGUGUGCCGAUAAGUAACCAAUCUGCGGCAACGCUCAUCUCGACAUUCCUCGAAACAUAUAAUUUUACUGCCGGUUUCAUCGACGGAAAUUUGUUUGUCACGGAUCUUGUUCAGCAUAACUCGACUUUCUACUCGGCCUUUCUUGUCAGCUCUAUACUCUUCCUCGUCCGUGUUACUCACGCCGCAUCCGAUUACCGAGCAGCUACCCUCGCACAAAGUUUCUUCAACUACUCAAAACAACUACCGCGCCGAAAGGCUACCUGA